Messenger RNA from Sitophilus oryzae (rice weevil), 3205 nucleotides. RefSeq names its product protein 60A (gene gbb). NCBI's taxonomy places the organism in Eukaryota, Metazoa, Arthropoda, Insecta, Coleoptera, Curculionidae. Bases 253 to 1488 code for a protein of 411 amino acids. Gene Ontology annotation, biological process: BMP signaling pathway; SMAD protein signal transduction. The record is from RefSeq and is a predicted model, not a curated record. Gene Ontology annotation, molecular function: cytokine activity; growth factor activity. Gene Ontology annotation, cellular component: extracellular region. The transcript is spliced from 7 exons.
GGCGACGGCAACAAACACACACAGACCUGGCUCUCCUCCGGACCGGUUUCUACUUUUCUACGACAGACUUGGUUUCGCCGCUGCCGAGACCGGUACCGCCUAGAUCUGAGCAGUUCCAUUGGCAUGUCCUGCGAACUAAAGUACUCUCUCGCAAUUAAAAAAUACCGAGACGUCGGCGCGCGUGUGGGCGGCGUUCCAAUCGACUUAUUCCGUUGUUUACAAAAAAGCGCGUACUAGUUAGUGCGGAAAAACAUGCGGCUGGUGGUACCUUUGGUGGUGGCCGCGGUCCUCUUGGUCUUGGAGCUGUCGGAGGUGUCCUGCGGGGCACCCAAGGCCGCCAUUUACGUGGACAACGGCCGCGGACAGACGGCGAUUGAUAGGAUGAUGUCCACGGACGAGAAAAGGGAAAUAGAAUUGGAAUUUUUGAAUUUGUUGGGACUGCCCAAUAGGCCGAGAAAAAUAAACAAAGCCACGGUAAAGAAGUCUGCACCGAAGUUUCUGUUGGACAUCUACCAGUCCCUUUUAGAUGAAGACGAGGACGACGAUGAGCAUACCAGGAGGAAAAGAAGCGCCGAGUUGGGAUUUAGCGGCGAGGAGCAACAGAAAAUCGACCAGAGCGAUGUCAUUAUGACAUUAGAAAGCAUAAAUCAUCAUGUGGACAGUGUCAGACACGAGAGAGGCAAAAGACUGUGGUUUGACGUUUCUGAACUUCCGGUCGCAGAAGACAUUGUCGGCGCCGAACUCAGAAUCUACCAGAACCAAUCCCUUUCAAGACAUAGAGGCGGAAAUUACACAGUUACAGCUUACCAACUUACUGACAGUACUGAAGGAGAGAACGAAUUGGAAUACAUAUCAGAAGUAGAAACUUCGUUUGAUUUCACAGGCUGGUUAGGGGUCAACGUUACCAGAUGUUUGGCUAGUUGGGUGGCUUUUCCGAACUCAAAUCGAGGAAUUUAUUUGUCAGUACAUCAAGCAGAUAAAAGUCAUGAAGUCAGACCCGAAGAUAUAGGUUUAGUUACUGUGAGAGGAGAAGACACAACUCAACCUUUCAUGGUAGCUUUUCUUAAAGCUUCCACUAAUGUGAAACCAAGGACUAGAAGAGAACUUAGGACAAGAGUGAAGAAAUCUGAUAUAACCAACUUUUAUCAACGAAGUAUAGAACAGGAUACAAGAAGUACGUGUAAAAUCAACACACUGUAUAUUAGCUUUAAGGAUCUCAAAUGGCAGGACUGGAUCAUAGCUCCUGAAGGAUACGCAGCCUACUUUUGUCACGGAGAGUGCAAUUUCCCGCUGAACGCUCACAUGAACGCCUCCAACCACGCGAUCGUCCAGACUUUGGUCCACCUGAUGACACCUACCAAAUUCCCGAAAUCCUGUUGCGCACCUACAAAAUUAUCACCCAUUUCGGUGCUGUACUUCUUGGACGAUCACAACGUUGUCCUAAAGAAAUAUAGGCAGAUGGUGGUGAAAACUUGUGGCUGUCGAUAAGUCUUAACUGUAUACAAUUGCAGGUGUUCUUAUUUAUAGUACCAUUUGAUCAAAUCCAGACAGUAGUGUCAGUAUUUUUAUGAUUAAUAUUUUCAGCGAUUUUAAAUACUUAUAGAUUUUUUUUAUUUUUUUUUCUGAUAUAACUUCUCAUUUUAGUAAUUUCGACGGUAAUUCGUUGAUGAUUUAUUUUUUAAUUGUAACACAAUAUUUUGUUUAUUUUUAUUCUCAUUAUUCUGCUUUCAAAAGACUUUAUUCUCUAACAUUAUACUUUAUAACGAAAAAAAUACAUAAAGAAUUUUUUCUCUAACACUUUAUAGUUAUUUUACAUUUAUCUAAUGUUAUACAGGGUGGUCCGAAUUGUAUUUGGGAAACUUCGGCACCAUAUUCUUCAGAUAAUAAUAAGCAAACAAGUUUGUAUAAAUGUAUGUCGUAAAAUGUUUAGUUUCGGAGAUACAGGGUGUAGAAGUUUCAUUUUUAUUUCGUUUUUUCGAAAUAAUUUCGGAACUAACGUCAAAAUUUGGAGGAAAAUUUGUGUCUGGGUGCUUUUUGGCAUGAGAAAAUGAGGUGAUAGUGGCAUAAAAAUCGAAUUUUUCAUGUCAAAAAUUAUCCAGACAUUUUCAUCCAAAUGGACGUACGUUACUUUAAUUCGGACCACUCUGUAUACGAUGAAUACAUAGAUAAGUGUUAAAAACUGAAAUUUUCAUUAAAUUGGUGAUCAUUUUUUGAUCAUAUGGUACCUAUUUCAAAAAUUGAUAUUCCCAAUAUAGUGAGAGAAAAGAAUAUAUUAAAAAAUAUAUUAAAUAUAACAAAUUUUAAGGAAAACAUCCAUAGGAAAAAUAGCAUACCAUAUACCAUGUAACCGAAUAAAAACCGCGUCACGCUCCUAGUAGAGAUGACAUUUCUGUUCGCGCUUUAUUACCUCUAUAACUAAAAUUCUUGACAGUGGCAGAUCAGAUUUUUGAAGUUAUUGUUAUAAUGAUAAUAAAGCAAGUAGAUGUUAGAUGUUGGUUAGAUAUAAAUGUACUUAUUUGAUUUAUAGAGUUUUAAAGUUUAAAAAACAAUUUAAAAACGGGCAAAUCAAUUAUGACUCAUCAUGAUUAUCUGUCACUGAUCUUGUCAAUAUAGAUCGUUCUGAUAUGUUAUUCCUACGCCCAUUAUGAUGCCAUUUUUAUUGGUUUGCAUUUUAUUUUAUUGUAAAUAAUCAUCCGAAUGUAGUACAACCGAUUUUAUUUGUAUCUCUAAAUCUCUAAUAUAGUAGACAAAAAUGAACAAAUUAUAUAUGACAAAUGAUAGGUACACAUAUUACGUACAAUCAGUGAUGGGCGGUGGGUAAAUACCCAAUGAAGUAUAAUGGGUAUAAUAAACAAGUUUGGGUAUAUACCUAGAAGGUGUAGGGUAUAUAACCAUUGAGGGUAUAUUUUGCCGGGAAACCCUCCUAUAAAAUUCGAUUAUUCACCUAACCUAAAUCGAACUGCCUGUGUUGUGCUGUAUUUUCGAUACAAUUAAGGCUAUUAUCGUUGCUAUUAGGCUAUUGUACAGUCUUUGAGGGGCAAGAGAAGUAAGGUAACAAAAUUUUUUGUUAAAAUUUGUGAUAUAACGUCAAAUUUACAAGUCAACCAUACUUGAGUAUACCGGGUGCGUCUCAAAAGUGGCUUACCCCUAUAACUUUUUUAUUUUUUUAGUUAAAAAAACGAGAUUUGGUAUGUUAGUAUAUGAC